UCAUCAAAGUUGAUGUAAGGCCCAAAUUGCACAUGUUCUCAUUCUUUUUUUCUGGUUCUUCCCCAAGCUAAAACCCUGCAACGCGCUCUCUCUCUCUCUGGGCUCCAGCCAUAGCUCUUGCUCUCCUCUGCCGCAGGCGUAGCCACUCUCCCAUCUAGAUAAUCAAAAAAAAAAUGAUAAAGAGGCGAUUCUACAAGUUUGAACAUGGGGAUAAAGAUAAUGUGUCAGAUUCAUCUUCAUCGUCCUCGGACUCUGAACUUGAUGUGGAAGCCACAGAAGAAUCAGAAUCAGAAUCAGAAGAAGAAGCAGUUGCCCAAGUAAAAGAAACUGAUCAAACUUGCUCCACCUCUUCUGGAUAUGAGAGUGAGGAUAGCUCAGCAAAUGAAGUUGGUGUCGACUCAGCAGGUCUUAUAGAUGAUGAUAAUGAUGAAACUGAUGAUGAUAGAGAAAUCUUUAUCAAGGACAAGUUACCUAGUAAACAUGGUGCUCAAAUGCUGGAGACAAUAUCAAAUACCCCAAUCAAAGAAGAUUCGUUGCCAGAUGAUUUCCCAACCUGUAUACUGAAAUGUAAAUCGGUUUUUAAGUGCAAGUUAUGCCCUAGAAUUGUCUGUUUGAAUGAGGAGACUAUGAGGGCUCACCUUAAAUCCAAGAGGCAUGCUCGAUCAGAGAAAUUACUCAAGGAAGGUAGGCUGAAGACUACGCUCAACAGUGAUGGGGAAAUCGAGAAUCAGGAGACUGCUACAGAAACACAUGCUCCAGUUGAUGCUGUUGCACAGGAUAAACAAAAGAAGAAACAUAAAGGAGGAAGGCAUCGAUGGGGGAAGGGUUCAAAAAGGAAGCGAACGAGAGAAGAAAAGCAUUCUAAUAAAAAUGGAGCCAAAAGAGGGCGUAAGAAUGAGAAUUGAAAGAUGCUGCAAGAAUAGACCAACUAGCAAUGUAACAAAAUGGUUUCCCAUCAGUUUUGCGGAGCAAAGUUAUGCAAUGUAACCAUAUGACAUCCUCUGAAAUUUAGGGUUUCCAUUUCUUAUUUAAUUUUUAAUAUUUUUUGCAUCACAAUCCUUUUUCAAUCAUCAUAGUUUGGACUUGUUUGUAAGACUUCUUGAGCGAACAAUGCUCAGUCUUUGAAAGAGCUUGGAAUUUUGGGUUA
Theobroma cacao (cacao) is the source of this 1147-nucleotide messenger RNA. Its product is annotated as stress response protein. The record is from RefSeq and is a predicted model, not a curated record. Lineage: Eukaryota; Viridiplantae; Streptophyta; Magnoliopsida; Malvales; Malvaceae.